AUGUACUCAUUGGCUUCGAGUGAUCAAGAGCAUCGGAGACUUCAAGCGGCGUCCGAGCGCAUCCGCGAGCUUCUCGAUGAGAAGAUUUUCCACGCUCCUCUCGAUUCGGUUUCUAUCCACAGAGUGAUCUAUAUGGGUUGUGAAAUAGGUGCCAUAACUGACGAACUCGGCACCACGUACUCCAAAGCAAAGAUUUGCGGCGUCAAUCUGUCUCCCGUCCCUGCUCUCCGUCUGCAAUUGAAGAAUAUCGAGUACAUCCAGGGCGGCAUCAUGGAACUUGCGGCUACAGAAAAAAACGACCGUCUGACAAAGGAUACCUUUGACUACAUAUUCUCGAAGUUCCUGAUGGGUGUUAUCACAGACUGGAAGAAAUAUAUCGAGCUAUGUCUUGGUUUGGCAAGGCCUGGUGCCUGGAUCGAAAUUCAAGAGCCAGAUAUGGCUUACUUCUUGUCAUCUUCUUCUGGGAACGCAUAUGAUGCGAUCCCGUGGUCUUGA
Messenger RNA from Didymella exigua CBS 183.55, 495 nucleotides. RefSeq lists its product as uncharacterized. The transcript has 2 exons. The coding region runs from base 1 to 495 and encodes 164 amino acids. NCBI's taxonomy places the organism in Eukaryota, Fungi, Ascomycota, Dothideomycetes, Pleosporales, Didymellaceae. The record is from RefSeq and is a predicted model, not a curated record.